Mustela lutreola (European mink) is the source of this 630-nucleotide messenger RNA. Its product is annotated as keratin-associated protein 10-8-like. Bases 1 to 630 code for a protein of 209 amino acids. Gene Ontology annotation, cellular component: keratin filament. The transcript has a single exon. NCBI's taxonomy places the organism in Eukaryota, Metazoa, Chordata, Mammalia, Carnivora, Mustelidae. The record is from RefSeq and is a predicted model, not a curated record.
AUGGCAGACACCUGCUGCUCCAGGACCUACGUGGUGGCUGCGUCCACCCUGUCUGUCUGCUCCAGUGACCCGAACUGUGGCAGCCGCGUCUGCUCACCCACUGCUUGUACCAGCUCCUCCUGGCAGGUGGACAAUUGCCAAGAGAGCUGCUGCGAGCCCCCCUGCUGUGCCCCCAGCUGUUGCCAGUCCAGCAGCUGCGCCCUCACAUGCUGUGCCCCGGCCUCCUGCCUGACCCUCAUCUGCACCCCUGCAAGUUGCGGAUCUGGUCCCUGUCAAUCAGCCUGCACCAGCUCCUGCCAGCCUGCCUGCUGCAGCUCCUCUCCCUGCCAGGAAAACUGCUGUGUGUCUGUCUGCUGCAAGCCCGUCUGCUGCACCCCUGUGUGCUGCAAGCCCGUCUGCUGCACCCCUGUGUGCUGCAAGCCCGUCUGCUGCACCCCUGUGUGCUGCAAGCCCGUCUGUUGCACCCCUGUUUGCUCUGGGCCCUCCCCCUGCUCGGCCCCCUCCUGCUGCCAGCCCAGCCCCUGCUCCUUGUCCUGCUGCAGACCAUCCUCCUGCAUGUCUCUGCUCUGCCGCCCCGUGUGCAGGCCCGCCUGCUGCGUGCCCGCCUCAGCCCAGAAGUCCUGCUGCUGA